UAUAUGCUAAUGAGUAUUUCCGCCAUCUUGUUUCCUGUCUGCAAGUUGGUGGAGUUCACCCGCCGGCCACGUAAGCUGAAAUAAUCUCCUCUGCUGGGCCUAGAAAACCCUCCUAAACUCAGACAACAUGCGAAGAACUUAGCCAGAAGGAGAGAGGACUCGUGGCUAUAGACUCCCCCGCCGUAUAAGCAUACCGCGGGCGAGUUGUGGGACGUUCUUUCGGACCGAAAGCAACGGGGAAAGGAGAGAGGUGUGCUAGCUACCGCAACUUCGUAAGUGCAUGGGCGUUCGUCUUUAAGUUAAGUUUGCGGAGUUGUUUUGAGGGGGAUGCUUUGUUGAAAAGAAGCUCUUAAUACUCUGCAAGACGUGCCCCAACUCUCAACGAAGGUGACCCACGCUUGCGUUACAAGCUGGGGGAUUAUUCUGUCUUUGCCAAAGCGACGUGUGGGCUCGAUCCUAGCAAAACACACAAUCCGGUAGGCCGCCGUCGAAAAUUUUCUCUUCCGGAUUUGAGAAAUCCCUCAUUUUUUACGAGACCGAAAUUGCGGAGUGUGCGGGCGUUUUGAGGAGGCCUGGGAGUCGUCAAGCCGUCCCUAGUCGCUGAGGAAAACCAUACGCAGGAGACGCAGUCUUGAGUGAGUGUGUCGGGAGAGAGCGAACGUUGCUGUACCGAGUACGCCCUCCUUUCUAGACGGGAGCACGCGAGCUCUCACACCGCAAACUUUCACCACAAUUUCCGGCUCAAAACGGGUGGCUCUACUCCCACAAACUUCAAGUCUACAUCCUCUUUAGGGUAUCUCAAUAUUCUUCAAGAGAAAACCUAAACAUGGCUCGAAGGUUAGCGUACUGUAAAGUUAUCGUGGCGACGUCCAUGGUUUGGUUUAUGUUGGAUGUGAUGCUGAUACUGUACUACUCCGAAUGCGACACGCAAUGUGAGAAAGGCAAACCCGGGCCCGGACCCAUCAAGAAAGGCAUCAACAGCAUCCUCAGUGUCGCCAAGAGCAGUGUUCCAGACGGCCCUGGAGAGAUGGGGAAGGCUGUGAUCAUCCCCAAGGAGAAGGAGAAGGAGAAGAACGAGAAGUUCAAGAUCAACCAGUUUAAUCUGAUGGCCUGCGAGAUGAUCGCUCUCAACAGGACGUUACCUGAUGUCAGGAUGGAAGGGUGUAAAAGUAAGACGUACCCCAAGGAGCUGCCGCGCAUGAGCGUGGUGAUCGUGUUCCACAACGAGGCGUGGUGCACUCUGCUGCGGUCCGUACACAGCAUCAUCAACAGAACGCCUCGCGACUAUCUGGAGGAGAUCAUUCUUGUGGAUGAUGCCAGCGAGAGAGAACAUUUAGGUUCCCAGUUGGAGCGGGGGUUGAGAAGAGUGACCAAGGAGACAGGCGUGCCUGUGAAGCUGGAGAGGAUGGGGAAGCGGUCAGGACUGAUCCGCGCUCGAUUGCGAGGCUCGGGCGUGGCCAAGGGUCCGGUCAUCACCUUCCUGGACGCUCAUAUUGAGUGUACCGAGGGCUGGGCAGAGCCUCUACUGGCAAGGAUAGCAGAAGACAAGAAGACCGUGGUGUGUCCCAUCAUUGAUGUGAUCAGUGACGACACGUUUGAGUACAUGGCGGGAUCAGACAUGACGUACGGCGGCUUCAACUGGAAGCUGAACUUCAGGUGGUACCCCGUGCCGCAACGGGAGAUGGACCGCAGAGGAGGGGACAGGACCAUACCUCUCAGAACUCCCACCAUGGCAGGAGGCCUGUUUGCCAUUGACAAGAGUUAUUUUGAGGAGAUCGGCACGUAUGAUUCCGGCAUGGAUAUCUGGGGAGGAGAAAAUCUGGAGAUCUCAUUCAGAAUAUGGCAGUGUGGUGGGACGUUAGAAAUCGUGACGUGUUCGCAUGUGGGCCACGUGUUCAGGAAGGCCACCCCCUACACGUUCCCUGGGGGGACCGGACAGAUCAUCAACAAGAACAACAGGAGGCUGGCCGAGGUCUGGAUGGACAACUUCAAAGACUUCUUCUACAUCAUUUCUCCAGGAGUUACGAAGGUGGAUUAUGGUGACGUGACAGGAAGGAAGGAGCUGAGAGACAAACUGAACUGUAAACCCUUCAAAUGGUACCUGGAGAAUAUCUACCCAGACUCACAGAUUCCUACUUCAUAUCACUCUUUAGGAGAGAUUCGCAAUAUCGACAGUAACCAGUGCGUCGACAACAUGGCGAGGAAAGAGAACGAGAAAGUCGGCAUCUUCAGCUGCCACGGCAUGGGCGGGAACCAGAUUGUAACAGAAGUAAAGUCCUCCCAGGUGUUCUCCUAUACAAAAGAGAAGGAGCUGAGAACAGAUGACCUGUGCCUUGAUGUCUCCAAACCCGGCGGACCAGUCAUGCUCUUCAAGUGCCACCACCUCGGGGGGAACCAGCUCUGGGAAUAUGACGAAAAAAUCCAGCUCCUGAAGCAUGUGAACAGUAACCAGUGUCUGGACAAGCCCCACGCCGGGUCACCCCAGGAGCCCUCUAUGCAGCCGUGUGAUCCCGGCAAGACUUCACAGCACUGGCAGCUUACCAAUGUGCACCUCCCCAGCCACAAGAGGAGAUAGGACCGACAUAUACUACUUCUACUGUACCUUUCCCUGCAGAGGGAAAUCAUUUUGAUAUCAAAUUUCUACUUCUCUGCUGCAGGUGUCUUAAAAUGGUAACAAAUUUGUGUUGAUCACGAGGUUAGGCAGCAGAAAGGAGGUUAAAGUUUUCUUUAGACAUUGGAAGAAAAUGUAACAAAUAAUGCGUUCGAUUUGAGUGGAAACAAAGACAUACAUUGUAGGAUAUAGUCACUGUGGUUUUCUUUUUACAAAACUGGACAGGUAUAGACUCUCACCUGCUUACAUUUUGAUGCCUAUCAGACACCUUCCUCAGGGCCUCAGAAUCAUACUGGAUUACCACUGCUAUACUGUAUGUAGGUGGCGCUUUGGUAGCCAGAACACAAGCCCAAACAUGGCUUAAAAUUUGUAUCCCCUCAUCCCAGUUUAUCACUGGGGUUAACUUUCUUAUCCAAACCGCCUCCUUAUACUCACUCACUCACUAUCCAGUUUAUCGUCUGUUGUUCCCCAUCUUCCAAGGGUUAGACACGCUUGCACACUGAUGCUGAGGCUUGAUGGCAGCCCACCAUCCUGUGGGUUGACAUAAUCAUUAUAAUCCAAUGGAUUAUCCUCUCUGUCUAUUACCUUGGCCUCCUCCCAGUCUAUUAUUAAUUUGUUAGAAGUUAUAGUUUCUUCUUUUUUCU
This is a messenger RNA of Branchiostoma belcheri (Belcher's lancelet), 3255 nucleotides long. Its product is annotated as polypeptide N-acetylgalactosaminyltransferase 1-like. Gene Ontology annotation, cellular component: Golgi apparatus. The record is from RefSeq and is a predicted model, not a curated record. The coding region runs from base 827 to 2575 and encodes 582 amino acids. The transcript is spliced from 12 exons. Lineage: Eukaryota; Metazoa; Chordata; Leptocardii; Amphioxiformes; Branchiostomatidae.